Molecule: messenger RNA, 7301 nt
Organism: Cyprinus carpio (common carp)
Lineage: Eukaryota; Metazoa; Chordata; Actinopteri; Cypriniformes; Cyprinidae
Product: RAN binding protein 2
Biological process (GO): NLS-bearing protein import into nucleus
Cellular component (GO): cytoplasm; nuclear pore
Molecular function (GO): GTPase activator activity
Source: RefSeq, a predicted model, not a curated record
CGAUCUGGUCCUGAAGGUGGCGGAGCUGCUGUGCAGUAAACCUGAGCACGACAGUCGAGCCGAGUUCUGGGUGGAGAAAGCGGCCAGGCUUCUGCCGGGACACCCCGGCCGUCUUCAAUCUGAGGGAGAAGCUUCUGAGCGCUCAGAGCGGCUCUAACCAGCUGUACGAGCUGCUGCAGGCGGAGCUCAAGCUGCGGCCCGCCGACACCUACAUCAACCAGAAGCUGGUGCAGCUCUACAGCGCCGAGGGCCGGCUGGAGGACGCCGUCAAACACUGCCUGGCCGUGGAGAAGGCCGGCGUGCUGAGACACUGUCUGGAGUGGUACCAGCUGUUGGUCAGCACCCUGCAGGAGUACCUCUGUCAGCCGAGCGGCGUGUCGAACGAACAGGCGUCACGCAAGUUUCACAAAGAGCUGCUACUGGCUCAGUGCAGCCGUGUGAGACUGACGCUGGCGCUGAAGGGCUGUGAGGAGAGCACCGCUGCGAUCUGGAGUUUUGACUGUGCGAUGCAGGAUCUGAAGAACACGGCCACAAACACGAUGGAUGAGCUGGCGCAGGUGUUCACGGAGAUGAGGGCUCACCUGUACCUGUACGCCGGGACGCUGCUGCUGAAGAGGGCGCAGGACGGGGCGCAGCAGUGGAGGGCCGUGCUGGAUCUGGCCGCUCUCUGUUAUCUCGUAUCUUACCAGGCUCCGAGACCCAAAGCUAGGAGCUUCAAGAAUGAGCAGGCGUCCCAUGAGCCUCUGAAGCUGCUGGCCUGUGAUCGUCAGAGUCAGGCGGGUCACAUGCUGCUGAACCUGAGCUGGGACGUGGAGCAGCUGCUGAAGGAUGUGGUGGAGGUGUUCGGGAACCGGAGCGGCCCGGGCCGUCUGUUUGACCAGCUGUUCGACGCACAGACGCAGGAGCAGCGCUCUUUCAUCUGCAACGAUGACAUCCACAACCUCAGCGUACACCCGCCCAAAGCUGCCGAUCUGGCCAAGUGGGACAGCGGAGCGGUGAUGCUGCACGCGGGGGAUCUGCAGCAGCUGGCUUGGCUCGGCCUGCAGUGGGCGCUAAUGGGUCAAAGAGUGAGUCUGCAGGACUGGCUCAAGCAGCUCUUCCCUCGCCUCACGCUCGAGACCUCCAAACUGGACACCAACGCACCGGAAUCCAUCUGCCUGCUGGACCUGGAGGUGUUCGUGUGCGGCGUGGUGUUCUGCAGUCAGGCGCAGCUGCAGGAGCGUGUGAAGAUGGCGUCCUGCUCUCAGCCGCACGAGCCGCGCUGUCCUCCGCUGCACAUCAUGAAGCUGCUGUCCUCAGACAGACAGAGAGAGUGGUGGGACGCCGUCUACAGCCUGAUUCACAAGAGAGCGCAGCCCGGGACGUCUGCUAAACUGCGUCUGGUCGUUCAGCAUGGUCUGGGCACGCUGCGCGCCGGAGAGAAACACGGCCUUCAGCCGGCGCUGCUCAUACACUGGGCUAAACAUCUGUCUGACGCGGGUGAGCGGGUGAACUCUUACUACGAUCAGAAGGACUACGCUGGCCGCAGUGUGCACUACUGGAGGGUUGUGCUCCCCCUGCUGGAGAAGGUGCGACACAAGCGCAGCAUCCCUGAACCCCUGCAGCCCAUGUUCAUGCACUUUCAGAGCAGAGACAUACAGCCUUCUCAGGUGCGAGUGUAUGAGGAAGAUGCCAUCAUAAGCAUCGCCACACUCCUUGACAUCGAGGGCAACACUGAGGAGGCGAUCUCAAAGCUGGAGCAGCUCAACAGCACAUCGUCUAACUGGCAUCUGGCGAAGAUCUAUCAGAGGCUGUCGGAGGAGGCAGGGAACGGGCUUGAGGAAACUCAGGGCAGGUGCGCAGACUUCCUCCUGAAGUUCAGGAAAUACUUGACCAAGAUUUAUCAGGCCAAUGCAGAGGAUUUGGAGAAGAUACCUGUAUCUAUGGAGGAGGUGAUGGAUUUGUUGAAUGAGGUCAACCAGCAGCUUGUUGGUGAGGUGGAUGAAGACCAGGGGGACUAUCCUGUGACAUCCAGCCCCGGUCAGCCCGCUGAAGGCCAUGUUAAAUUCUCCACUCCUUCCUCGUCCAAGAGUGUCAUGUCACCGUCCAAAAGAUCUGUGUUCUCCCCCAAAACACCACCUCUCUGGGUGGAGGACCAGAAGUCACUGCUGCAGAAGUUAUGCCAGCAGAUCGAGGCCUUGAAGAAUGAGGUUCAUGACCUGCGUCAUAACUCUUCAGAUGCCACAGCAUCCUCAUAUAGGAUGUAUCGAGACAACUAUGCUGCAGAAGGACUUCAGGAAACGUUUCCUGCAGCGCAGACGUUCCACGGUGUUCCUCUCACUGUUGCUACUACAGGUCCCUCUGUGUACUACAACCAGUCUCCAGCAUAUAAUUCACAGUAUCUUCUGCGAACUGCUGCAAAUGUCACACCAACAAAGGGCCCAGUAUAUGGAAUGAAUCGUCUUCCUCCACGUCAGCAUAUGUAUGCCUACAAACAAUCAACACACACCCCACCUCUACAGUCAACACCUGCAUGCAUGUAUCCUCAAGAGCAGGUUUUCGGUCCUCCCAUCCGGUUUGAGUCACCAGCUACAUCCUUACUCUCCCCGUACAGUGAGGAAUAUUAUGGUCACAAUGUUCCUCAGCCCACAGUUAAUCCAACAUUGCCAGAGCCUGGAUAUUUCACUAAGCCAUGUGCCGUUACGUCCACGCAGCCAUCCAGGAGCACUGAAAGCAAGGCUGUCGACCCCAAGAUGAGUUUUGGGCCACAGUUCACAGGUGAACCUGCUAAGGUUCCCAACUUUGGAGGAGUAGCUGCCGGGCCAACAACAACAGCAUCAGCUGCGUUCAAGUUCAACUCCAAUUUCAAGUCCAAUGAUGGUGAUUUCACCUUCUCCUCUGCUCAGGUGAAAAACAGUGAAAGCCUCUUGGGACUUCUGACAUCAGAUAUUCCUCCCAAAGCGGAGGUGCCGUCAGAACCGAAACACCAGACCCAAGACCAGACGCCUAGCCAGAGCGAAGUCUUUACCUUUGGGAGUAAAAAUGCAGCAGGAUUUUCAUUCACUGAUGGUGCUCAGAACAAGAUGAGUAUUUUUGGCAACACCGAUCAAAGAUUUAGCUUUACAAGUGGAACCAAAACCACAUUAGGGAAUACAGAGGCUCUGGAAGAGAAGCGUGUGGAAAGUGACAAUGAUAGCACCCAUGUGGAAGAAGAUGAGGAUGGGCCUCAUUUUGAGCCUAUUGUGCGUCUACCUGAUAAGGUCGACGUGAAGACUGGUGAGGAGGAGGAGGAGGAGAUGUUCUGCAAGAGAGCAAAACUCUUCCGAUUUGACGCUGAAACUAAAGAAUGGAAAGAGAGGGGCAUUGGCAGUAUCAAAAUCCUCAAACACAAAACCUCCGGGAAAGUUCGUCUGUUAAUGAGGAGGGAGCAGGUUCUGAAAAUCUGCGCCAAUCACUAUAUUACUGCCGACAUGGUUCUCAAACCAAAUGCUGGAUCUGACAAAUCCUGGGUCUGGUACGCUAUGGACUAUGCAGAUGAAAUGCCAAAGACUGAGCAGUUGGCAAUUCGUUUUAAAACCGCAGACGAGGCGGCACUGUUUAAAGUUAAAUUUGAGGAGGCUCAAAAGUUCCUUUCGGAAUCCCCACAAGGCCAACAGAUUGAAAAGGAAAGCAAACCUCCACAGCCUCAGGUUUCAUCCAAAGAAGUGGAUCUCAAAACCCUGUUUUCCAAGAAGGCGGGUGAAUGGGACUGUGACGUGUGCUGUGUAAGAAACGCUCCCACGUCUGUGGUGUGCGCGGCCUGCGGCAGUGCAGCUCCUUCUACAGCACAGGUCAAACCUGUAGAGGAACCCAAAGCCUCGGCUCCUGCUGCCAAAUCGUUUUCUUUUGGACUUUCUGGAGAUUCCGCUAAAAACGACACCAGCACUGAUGUCAGCUCGAAGGGCUUCACGUUUGGAUCUCAAAUACCAGUUUCUUUUAAGUUUGGAUCAAAGGAUGCUGUGGAGACAUCUGCUGGCUUUGGAGCUCAGGCUGAGAAGAAAACAAGUCAGGCUGAUGCACCACAACAGGAGAAAGUGUCAGCAGCUCCAGCAGUCCCAUUUGGCACUGGAUUUGGUGCUCAGUUUGCCAAGAAAGAGGGUCAGUGGGACUGUGACUCCUGCCUAGUGAGGAAUGAAGCCUCAGCAACUGAAUGUGUUAUUUGCAAAGCCCCUGAGAAAGCAAACAAAAAUAAUGCAGCAUCACAAGGUUGGUUAACUGCCAUGUUUGGUAAAAAAGAUGGACAGUGGGAUUGUGACUAUUGCCUUGUAAGAAACGAAGGUUCAUUUAACCAUUGUGUUUCAUGUCAGAAAGCAAACCCAAUUUUUAAAAACAAGACCUUUGCUGCACCGUCAAGUUCCUCUUUUACAUUUAGUUUUGGAAGUUCUAGCAGCCAACCUGCUGCAACAGGAUUUAAAGCCAAUUUCAGUCCAGGCCCUGCUUUUCAGUUCGGCACAAGUAAGGAAAAAGCAUCCUCAGAAGGCUUCAAGUUUGAGUCCUCCACAACUGAAGCUGAAAAGCCAUCAGGCGGUUCCAGUUUUUUUUCGUUUUCCAUGCCUGCGCCUGUUGGCGGAUUUAAGUUUGGCAUUGCAGAAUCUGAGGCAAAACCAUCAGACGGACAGUCCCAAAAUGGAUCCGCAUCUGUCCUCCUCAAAAACAUUGCUGAGCUUCACAAAGAGAAAGAGAAAGAGGCAGCCCCAAGUUCCUCAGAUCAGUCUGUAGACGCUGAUAGUCACGAUAAUAAUCCUCUCUUUACUGGUAAGCCUGACACCUUUAGUUUCGCUGACUUGGCGAAGUCACGAAGCAGUUUUCAGUUUGGCCAGGAGGAUCCCGCUUUCAAAGGCUUUGCAGGGGCUGGCGAGCAGCUCUUUACAGGGUUUCAUUCUGGGCCCAAGGCCGACACCUCUGUCGAUCAAGAGGAUGAAAUGUACAAAACUGAGGAGAAUGACAAUAUUCAGUUUGAGCCUGUUGUUCAGAUGCCAGAGAAGGUCGACCUUGUUACAGGCGAAGAAGAUGAGAAAGUCUUGUAUUCACAGCAUGUCAAACUCUUCAGAUUUGAUACAGAAACAAACCAAUGGAAAGAAAGAGGAUUCGGCAACCUAAAACUGCUCAAGAAUAACCAGAACGGGAGACUGCGAGUUCUUAUGAGAAGAGAGCAGGUGUUGAAAGUGUGUGCUAAUCAUUGGAUCACAACCACAAUGAACUUAAAGCCCCUCUCUGGCUCGGAUCGAGCCUGGAUGUGGAUGGCCAGUGACUUCUCAGACGGAGAUGCCAAAUUAGAACAACUUGCGGCAAAAUUUAAAACACCUGAGCUUGCAGAAGAAUUCAAGCUGAAAUUCGAGGAGUGUCAGCGACUGCUUUUGGAUAUUCCCUUGCAGACCCCUCACAAGCUCGUGAACACUGGCAGAAUGGCCCAUCUUAUACAGAAAGCUGAAGAAAUGAAAUCUGGUCUUAAGGACCUCAAAUCAUUCUUGACUUCCCAAAACAAGGAUGACGAAAAUUGCGAUACAAGUCGUAGUACCUCUGCAGUUGUAGUUAAGCUUGACUCUGAGGGCACCGCACACACUUUAGAAUGGGAUAAUUACGAUUUGCGUGAGGAAGUGCACGAGGACUAUAGCAGCUCCACUGUGCGUGAUACUCCUUCGCAGCCAGAUCCAGUAGCUAAAAAUCUAUUCCGCUUUGGCGAAUCAUCCACAGGGUUUAGUUUCUGUUUUCAGCCUAUUCUCAGUCCCUCUAAGUCUCCAUCUAAGCUAAACCAGAGCCAGGCUUCUGUUGGCACAGAUGAUGAGCAAGAAGCGUCGCAGGAGGAAGAGCGAGAUGGUCAGUACUUUGAGCCUGUUGUGCCACUGCCUGAUCUUGUUGAUGUCUCAACAGGAGAGGAGAACGAGCAAGUCCUUUUCAGUCACCGGGCCAAAUUAUACCGCUACGAUAAAGAUCUCAGUCAGUGGAAGGAACGAGGUAUAGGAGACCUUAAAAUACUAAAGCACUACGAAACAAAGCGUGUCAGACUCGUGAUGAGACGGGACCAGGUCCUCAAACUGUGCGCAAACCAUUGGAUUGCUUCCAAUAUGAAGCUCGAGCCCAUGAAAGGAGCUGAGAAAGCAUGGAUCUGGAGUGCCUUUGAUUUUGCUGAGGGUCAGGGCAAGGUGGAACAGCUGGCAGUUAGAUUCAAACUGCAGGAAACUGCAAAUGCUUUCAGUGAGAUCUUUGAAGAGGCAAAGACUGCACAAGAAAAAGACACUCUACUCACCCCGUUUUCUGAAAGAGAACCUGCCUCCACCCAGGAGACACUUUGUGGCAAGGCUGCAGUUGCUGUACUUGAGGAAACAACAAAAGAACGUACUGGUCUCUCUGAGGAAAGCAGUCCUAAACUGGAUCAGACACCGCAAAACACCAAGAAUGUGGUCUCUCCUCCAAAGUUCGUCUUUGGGUCAGACUCUGUGCAGAAGAUCUUUGGAAGCCCUUCGCCAUCAAAAGAAAAAACUCUGGCUGUGAUUUCCAGUUCAGAAGAUGAGGAAGCGGGUGCCUCGAGACUGAAAACCUCUGGACCAGCAGUGACCAGCCAGGCAUCGGCUGGGACUCCUUUCAGCAUACCAACAAGAAGUUUGGAUUUUAGGCUUUUCAAAAAUAAUCCUAUGGCCUUUUGGACCUGCACUUCAGCCAACCAGUUUGAAGCCCGAGUUUACUCCCCGUCAGAGAAGAGCGCUCAGGACGUGUGUGAUGAAUAUGAGAUCGUAUUUGAGGUUAAACCAACGAGAGAACAAGCAGAGCUGGCCGCCAGACUGAUGCUUCCUCCCACGUUCUUCUGUUACAAGAACCGUCCAGGAUACAUCAGCGACGAAGACAGCGAUGAUGAGGAUUUUGAGAGCGCAGUGAGGAAUCUGAAGGGGAGGCUGUAUGCGGAUGGAGCUGAUGGAGCGUCUGAUCAUGACUCGGAGGUCACUCUGGUGCGGGGAGAAGCGGCCGACGGCAGACGAGGAGCAGAGAGCCAGACGCCUCCUGCUGCCUCCCACCUUCCUGUGCGGCGUCAGCAGCGACUCCGAAGCGGAGGCCGAGAAACUGGACGACUUCAGCACUGAGCUCCAGAAGCUGCAGCAGGCACAGGUGACGCGUGAUCGAUGUGAGUCCGGUCUGCAGCACAGCACCGGUUCUUCACGUCCUGCUCAGGAUACACAGGUGAAGCCCGAGCCUUCCCCCUUGAUGCAGCAGCAGUGGACACGAGCGGCGCCGGAGCAGAGGAGCCGCCACACUGACACACCAGCUGCUGACGGGAAGCCGUCGUCCCA